Molecule: messenger RNA, 2590 nt
Organism: Plectropomus leopardus (leopard coralgrouper)
Lineage: Eukaryota; Metazoa; Chordata; Actinopteri; Perciformes; Serranidae
Gene: fam20a
Product: FAM20A golgi associated secretory pathway pseudokinase
Biological process (GO): enamel mineralization
Cellular component (GO): Golgi apparatus
Molecular function (GO): protein serine/threonine kinase activator activity
Source: RefSeq, a predicted model, not a curated record
AUGUUUGUGUACAUACGUACCUGCACACACACAGCCACAGUGUACAUACUCCCUCUCUCUCACACACACACUCUCACUCUCUCGUCCUCAGAGCAGCAGGUUCCCUGGAAGCAGCCAAACUGUCAGUGACUGUUGCAAACACAUGCUCGCUCUCGGCUCGGCUCUUUCUACAGUCGCUGCCAAGGGAGGAGGAGGAGGAGGAGGAGGAGGAGGAGAAGUGAAGCUGGAGGGAACAGACUAAAACACACAGAGAGAAAAGAGAAAGAGACAGCCUUGGACCAACCUCUGACUGCUUACCUCUCGCCUCUGCCUUGGCUGACUGUGUGGGAGACUGGAGGCAGCCUACAAGUGAUGCCUUGCACUCCCUGGAGCAGCACAUAGUCAGGACUUUCCUUCUACAUUUUCCUCUCUGCUACAAUGAUGAGGAGAGACCGUCUCUUCCUCGCCGUGACCCUCACAGCCAUCUUCUCCGCUGACCUUUACUUUAUUCUCCUGCCAAAGCUGCGGAGUGUGGGGCAAAUAUCCGGACACUUCUGCCCAUGUGGUUCUGGCAACCUCACCCUUCCCAGACACGGGGGUCUCGCCAGCCCGCAGCUCUCCAACUGGACCUCUGCGCUGCCCCUGGAUGGUACCACAUCUGAACCCACUGAUGGGGGGUCAAAGCUGGGGAGGCUGUUUGCUCACCCUCUGUACAACAUCCAGACUCCGCUGCUGGGGCCGGAGGAGAGGCUGCUGCAGGUGGAGCAGCUGAUGGAGUACUACAGGAAGAAGGUGUCACGCUGGGAAAGACACAUGAAAUACUACAACGAGGCAGCGGCUGUGUCCAACAUCACCGUGACUGAGCAUGAAGUGACCUUUGACCCCGAUGCCAGCUGGCUGAAGUUCCACCUCGGAAUUAGCCGCUAUGCUCUGUACUCCCGGGAUGACCCUGCUAUCCCACAGCUCCUCAAGGAUAUGCAGGGCAUGCCGGUCGUCAGUGCAGAUUACACUCAAGAUGAGAAGGCACUAAAAGGAGCAUGUGAUUGUACCCAAGUUGUUAAGCCCAGUGGACAUCACCUGAAACUGGCUCUGAAGAUGCAAAACUUUGCCAAAGCCAUGUUCAAACCAAUGAGGCAGCAGAGGGACGAGGAGACUCCAGAAGACUUCUUCUACUUCGUUGAUUUUCAGAGACACAAUGCAGAGAUUGCUGCCUUUCACCUGGACAGGAUCCUGGACUUCCGGAGGGUCCCACCGGUGUCCGGCAGGCUGCUGAACGUCACAGGAGAAGUCCUGCAGGUGACCCACAAUGAAGACCUACGAGCUGUCUUCUUUACCUCACCAGCAAACAACACGUGCUUCUUUGCCAAGUGCCUGUACGUGUGUAAGACGGAAUACGCGGUGUGUGGGGGCCCUGACCUGCUGGAGGGCUCCCUGUCUGCAUAUCUGCCCGGCCUCAGCAUCGCUCCCCGCAUCUCCAUCCCCAACCCCUGGAUACGCUCCUACACCUUUGCUGGACGUGAAGAGUGGGAAGUGAAUCCCUUCUACUGUGACACGGUAAAGCAGCUGUAUCCCUAUAACUCAGGCAACAGGCUCCUCAACAUCAUAGACAUGUCCAUCUUUGACUUCCUCACAAGCAACAUGGACAGACACCACUAUGAGAUUUUUACAAAAUUUGGGGACGAAGGAUUUCUUCUCCACUUGGACAAUGCCAGAGGGUUUGGGAAGCACUCUCAAGAUGAGAUGUCCAUCCUGGCUCCUCUAUCUCAGUGCUGCAUGAUAAAGCGCUCCACACUGCUGCGGCUCCAGCUCCUGGCCCGACCAGAGUACAGACUCAGUGAUGUGAUGAGGGAGUCUCUGCAGGGAGACUCUUUACAGCCAAUCUUGACGGAGCCGCACCUGUUAGCGCUGGACCGCAGGUUACAGAAGGUACUAAGAACAGUCCAGCGCUGCGUCCGCCGGCUGGGCGAGGACGAGGUGAUCACAAAGGACUUUGUCAAAUCCACUGUGAGACCUCAGACUGCCACAGAGACUGAAAAGGUCAGGUAACACAGGAUGUCGCCGCUCCUCUCCAUAGCUGCUCUUUGCAGCACAGAAGACUUGAUGAUGAAGCACAGAGAGCUAACAAGGCUCAGAUGGUUUGAAGGAACAAGCCAUAAAUGGAAGACGCUGUGAAAUCUUGAGAGCUUGUCAGAAGGAAGGCAUCUUAAUGCGGAGGUUCAAAACUUGAAUCACUCCAGGCCUCAAAUUCCUAUCACAGAAGGAGCCACACUUUUUAUUUCCUGUUGUUCCCCUCAUAGUCAUAAAUUCUUUCAGGGGUGCAUUUUAUGACAGGGCUCUAACUUUUUAUGUCCACCUACACAAUCAGGUCGAUUUGGAGUUAAUACAUUUAAAUUAAACUAGUAAAACGCACAUUUUAAACACCACAAAGGAUUAAUUUGAUACAUUAUACCUUUGAAACUUGAGCUAAUUGGUAUUUCUUUCAAAAACAUGGGGUGAAGACAAGACAUGGCCCACAACAUAGCCAGAAAUUAGUUCAAAGGUACAAGAAAAUUAACCGAAAAAAGGAAAAAUUUAAAACACACAAAAAAAACCCCCCACACACCCCUCAUUU